GUGAAAAUUGUUUAGCAGCUCAUAUAUAAGAGCAUUCAGAGAGAUCACUAGUGGAAGGAAGCAGCAAUGAAAGGGUGUGUGCCGAGCGCCGCGUGUCUCCUCAUCUGGGUGACUGUCGUUAUCUGCGCUGAAGACGCCUGUCCAGACGUGAAGGUCAUCGGAGUGGGAGGAUCAGAAAAGUUGACCAUUUUAAGAGGAUGCCCGGGAACCCCCGGUGCCCCCGGUCCCCCCGGACCAGCUGGACCAAAAGGUGACAGCGGACCCCCAGGAAUCCCUGGAAAGAUGGGGCCACAAGGAGUCAGAGGGGAUCCAGGAGUUUGCGCACAGAACACCGCUCAGAGCUGUGCGGAUCUGCUGGACGGGGGUCUGGUUCUUACCGGGUGGUACACGAUCUAUCCUCCAGGGUGCGCUCCUCUCACCGUGCUGUGUGACAUGGAAAGCGAUGGAGGUGGCUGGAUAGUGUUUCAGAGGCGCAUGGAUGGUUCUGUGGAUUUCUUUAGAGACUGGAAGGAUUAUAAGAAAGGAUUCGGACGUCAGAGCAGUGAAUUCUGGUUGGGGAACGACAACAUUCAUUGCCUGACUAAAGCAGGAAAGUUUCAGCUCCGGGUUGACUUGACAGAUUUUUCGAACACUCGCACCUACGCCGCGUUCAGUGAUUUCACCGUAUCCGAUGAGGCGCACAACUACACCCUCGGUCCCAUCCAGUUUGUGGGGGGAUCUGCAGGGGACUCCCUCACCUACCACAAAAACAACAAUUUUUCAACAAAAGAUCGCGACAACGACAUAGCCGGCCAUAACUGCGCCGCGUCCUACCGCGGAGGCUGGUGGUACGGCGCCUGUCACGACUCCAACCUCAACGGACUGUACCUAAAGGGGAACCACAGCAGCUACGCCAACGGGGUGAACUGGCUGAAAGGGCGCGGGUACCAUUACUCGUACCAAGUGUCCGAAAUAAAAUUCCGACCUCAGCUCUGAGAUGAUCACUAGAGGGAGCUCUAACCCCUGGAGAGAAAACAAGACGUCACUUUAUGCUGUGGAACGGUCACAGAUUUGUUGCUGAUUUUCCCCACUCUUAUAUAAUGAAGUCGAAAUCCGCAACUGACCAUCGUGAUCUGGAUCCGAGGAGAAAACCGCAGCAUUUUGGGUUGUUCGGAAAAAAUGUGAUGCAGAUUUCGAUUCCGCCAUUAAAGUCAAUAUAAAAAAAAAAUGCAAUUUCUGCUGUAAAUCUGCUACAUGUGAACUGAGCCUAAAGGGCCUUCCUUUCCUACAGGGGGUGGGAACGUACAGCACCAAGAAGGUCCCCCCCCCCCCCCCCAUCCCCU
Molecule: messenger RNA, 1322 nt
Organism: Hyla sarda
Lineage: Eukaryota; Metazoa; Chordata; Amphibia; Anura; Hylidae
Product: ficolin-1-B-like
Exons: 9
Coding region: 67-975 (302 amino acids)
Source: RefSeq, a predicted model, not a curated record